CAGACCACGCCCUCCGUACCUGCGGGGUAGUGGUCUGGUGUACUGAGCUUGGCAAAGUUGUUCAAAGGCUGACCGUCGGCUUGGUCAGUGAGAACUACGUCAGACCAAUAAAGCUAAUGAAUUAGGCAUAAUUAAAAAUGCGUGGUCAAAAUCAUUUUGACCGCGCCUAUUUAUAAAAUGGAAGAUAAGCUAGAAAAGUGUGUUUUAGAAGCUGCCAGUCGUUUUGGGUUUUCUUUGAAAGAAAAACAGCUUGAAGCUAUUAUGACUUUCAUGUCUGGCAAUGAUGUGUUUGUGUCACUUCCUACAGGAUAUGGAAAGUCUUUGAUAUAUGCACUUUUACCUGUAGCAUUUGAUUUAUUCAAAGAACAAUAUGGCAGCAUUGUUAUCUGUGUCAGUCCUUUGGUAUCCCUCAUGAUGGACCAGAAAGCAAAGUUUUUACUGAUGGGCAUUGUUGCUGAGUUUGUAGGUGAAGGUCAACUUGAUUCGACUGCAAUAGAGAAGGUGCUUCAUGGAGAUAUCCAACUGCUAUACAUCAGUCCGGAAAGUUUGAUUUGCAAUCCCAUGUAUAGGAACAUGCUGUUAUCUCCUAUAUACAAAAAUAAAUUGGUUGCAUUAGCAACAGCAACUAAACAUACUUUUCGUAUUGUCUGCCAGAGUUUAUCUCUGAGGGAACCAGUUUUAAUAGGGUGUUUACCUGAUCGAAGUAACAUAUAUUAUGAAGUGCAACCUCUGCCUGAAAUAGAAGAGUUCUGUGAGGAGAUAGCCAAGGAACUGAAGGAAAUGGGUAUGGAAUAUCCUAAGACUAUAAUCUUUCAACAGAACUAUAGCGAUUGUCAAGUUAUGUACCGUAUACUGUCACGAAAGUUAGGACCUUAUAUUACAUUCCCACCACACCACCCAAAGCAUCUGGAAUUUGCUAUGGUAAUGAAGUAUACACGGGCAUCUACUGUAGAAGUAAAGGAGAGCGUUUUAAGGUCUUUUAGUGAUCCGAAAGGAAUAUUGCGUAUUGUACUGGCGACUACUGCCUUCGGUAUGGGGGUUGAUGUUGCUGAUGUCCGAGUUAUUUAUCACUGGCGUCCUCCUUCCAGUCUAGAACAGUAUGUUCAGGAAUCAGGCAGAGCAGGACAUGACAAUAAGCCAUCUAAAGCUAUUCUACUAUAUGGAAAGCCUAGCAAAUUUGUAGAACAAGGAGUCAAAGAUUAUGGAAACAACAAAACCAAAUGCUGCAGGCAAUUGUUACUCAACGAUUUUUUAUUUGUUAUGAAUCAUGAUUCAACUGAUAAUGAUAAUAAUAAUUGUUGUGAUGUAUGUAUAAAGCUGUAAAUUAUUGAAUUUUAAAUGAAGUUUGGAAUGAUGCGUUCAAUAAUCCAAUCCU
Molecule: messenger RNA, 1375 nt
Organism: Amphimedon queenslandica
Lineage: Eukaryota; Metazoa; Porifera; Demospongiae; Haplosclerida; Niphatidae
Product: ATP-dependent DNA helicase Q-like 3
Exons: 3
Coding region: 178-1323 (381 amino acids)
Biological process (GO): double-strand break repair via homologous recombination
Cellular component (GO): chromosome; cytoplasm
Molecular function (GO): nucleic acid binding; four-way junction helicase activity; 3'-5' DNA helicase activity
Source: RefSeq, a predicted model, not a curated record